This is a messenger RNA of Clupea harengus (Atlantic herring), 2548 nucleotides long. RefSeq names its product prenylcysteine oxidase 1 like (gene pcyox1l). The record is from RefSeq and is a predicted model, not a curated record. Gene Ontology annotation, molecular function: prenylcysteine oxidase activity. NCBI's taxonomy places the organism in Eukaryota, Metazoa, Chordata, Actinopteri, Clupeiformes, Clupeidae. Gene Ontology annotation, biological process: prenylated protein catabolic process; prenylcysteine catabolic process.
ACUCUAUGCUCUUUCUCUCUUGUAUCGAUGGGCAAGUUUCUUGCCAUUUGUGCUCUUUGUCUUCAUUUGUAGUUCUCCGCUUAUCAAGAACGUCUUUAAUUUGCCACCUCUGCAGUCCCGUUGAAACAUCAGAACUUAGACUUGGCCUACCCAAUUUGAGCUCAGUUUCUGGUUUGGCCAAUGCAAGUCGGUCCCACCCAUCCCGGAAAAGAUUAUCGCACGCAGUUUUAUUGGCUCUGACAUCGUAUGUGGAAUCAGGCGCUCGUGUUGUGUUACCGUAUGGUUGUCAAACCCUGAAAGUGAGCGGCAUUAUUUUUUUUCACCGAGCUGAUUAGACGACUUCCUGGAUUUCGCAGCGGUCAUCGGUUUCCAGAUAUUCAGAGCCAUAGCGACUGAACCGAGGACCCGAUGACUGAACCUGUUCAAACCAUCAUCGAUAGCAUUAAUCUAACUCGGAGCUGACUGCCCAGUUUCAUCCGGUUUUACGCUCAACGAUGAACCAAUGGCUACUGUUAUAUCUGCAGAUAUUAACGUCUAUUUGUGUGCUUGGAGACUCGGGGUUUGCACAACUUGAUGGUGCACCACCAUCCAAAAUUGCGGUGGUCGGGGCUGGAAUUGGAGGGACAGCGACAGCACAUUUCUUACGGCAGCAUUUUGGGCCAGAGGUACGCAUUGAUGUCUUUGAAAAGGGAACUGUCGGCGGUCGGUUGGCAACAGUCACGGUCAAUCACCACGACUAUGAGUCCGGUGGAUCCAUCAUCCAUUCUCUUAAUCUGCACAUGCAAAACUUCGUCAAACAAAUUGGGCUGAAGUACAGGAAGAAUGUUGCAGGAAAAACGGCUGUAUUCAACGGCAAGGAGUUCAUCCUGGAGGAGACUGACUGGUACCUCCUUGACCUCUUCCGCCUGUGGUGGCGCUAUGGGAUCAGCUUCAUACGCCUGCAGAUGUGGGCUGAGGAGAUAAUGGAGAAGUUCAUGAGGAUCUAUAAAUACCAGGCUCAUGGCUAUGCCUUCAGCUCAGUGGAGGAGCUGCUGCACUCUCUGGGAGGCUCAGGGUUUCUCAACAUGACCCAGCGUCCUCUGUCUGAGUCACUUCUGGAGCUCGGCGUAUCCCAGCGCUUCAUUGACGAGGUCAUUGCCCCCAUCAUGAUGGUCAACUAUGGCCAGAACAUCAGCAUCCCUGCAUUUGUAGGAGCGGUGUCUCUUGCAGGGGCUCAGGCCAACCUGUGGGCAGUGGAGGGGGGCAAUAAGCUGGUCUGCUCAGGGCUGCUAAAGCUGGCAAAAGCAAACCUCAUCCAGGCACAGGUCAACGCCAUAUCCCCUCAGGCUGCAGAAGGAGAGUCAACUCAAUAUCGUCUCAGCUACUCCACCCAGAUGGAGAAGCAAACGGAAGUGUAUGACAUCGUAGUGGUGGCCACACCCCUCCAACCUAGCGUGGGCUCUGGCAUCUCCUUUGAGGGUUUUGAUCCCCAGCCCCCCGUCAUCGCCGGAGCGUACCACCACACCGUCGCCUCCAUCGUCCACGGCUACCUUAACUGUUCCUACUUUGGCUACCCGGAUCCCAAGCUCUUCCCUUUCGCCAGCGUCCUGACCACAGAUGCACCUGGGUUGUUCUUCAACAGUGUGGCCAAUGUCUGUCCAGUGAACAUCACUGCUGGCUUCCGCCGCAAGCCUCCGCAAGAGGCUGCUGUCUACAAAGUGUUCUCCCAAGAGCCCUUGGGUAAGAAGGAGCUGAAGACACUGUUCAAGUCGUACUACUCAGUGCAGGUAACAGACUGGCAGGCCUACCCUCACUACUGGAGCACCCAGGAACUCCCACCAGUCAUCUUGCAUGAUGGACUCUACUACCUCAACGGUAUUGAGUGGGCAGGCAGCGCCAUGGAGAUGAGCUCUGUGGCGGCAAAGAACAUCGCCUUGCUUGCAUACCACCGUUGGAGCCGCCAGGUCGAGAUGAUUGACCAGAAGGACCUAAUGCACAAAAUCAAGACCGAACUGUAACCAGUGUCCAUUACAGACACAACGUUUUGGAGAGCUGGUGGUAAUGGUGUGUGUGUGUGUGUGUGUGUGUGUGUCUGUUACUGAAGAUUUGUCAGAAAUCUGAAUAACAUCUCAUAAUACGAUAAAGACAAAAACAGUGGUAUUUCAGAGCCUUUCAUAUGUAAAUGUUCCUUUAACAGUCUCAUUGAGUCUGAAACUAUAGUGGGUGGGUUUUUUUGUUUUGUUAUUUUAGUCAAACAGGCAUUUGACACCUUUUGGUUACGGAACUAGAUAUGUAUUUAAAAAAAUGUCAGACCUACUAAAUGAUCGUGGUGGCAUGAUGGCACUGCUAUUUAAGUGUUUCAGUUAACACCAAUAAUUCAGUAUUUGGUAUACCACUGUAUUUCAAAUUAUUUAUUUGAAUUUAUUUAUUAACUCUGUUCAAUGUUGAUGAGCUUUUUGAAAGGCACAUAGAUUUUUGAAGGUGUUUCUGAUGCUGAGCUGGGUGUUUGUUUUGGUUUGAUUGUUUGAGAGAAAGCUUACUGGAAUAAAUGUGUUUGUUAUUUUUUUAA